Oppiella nova is the source of this 2244-nucleotide messenger RNA. NCBI's taxonomy places the organism in Eukaryota, Metazoa, Arthropoda, Arachnida, Sarcoptiformes, Oppiidae. The record is from the annotation of a GenBank genome assembly.
AUGGUGUCUCUGAAGAAGACUCGCGUCAACUCCGCCGGAAGAGUGCGCCGACAGUACGGCUUCGACCACAUCCCAAAAGCCAUGUCUUUCUCGCGAGUGAAUCGCUUCAUAACAUUGAAGUCGUCGCUGCUAUUCGUGGUAUUAGUCCUAUUCCUCAUCGGUUUAGUCGACUAUAUGAUCAUCACUGAGAAGAAUGGCUGCGAAAUGACUUUUAUGUUUCAAUUCCCACAGUUUGUCCUGAUCCCACUUAGCAAUCAGAUUACACUCAAGUAUCCCAACUAUAAUCUCUUCGCCUACGGAGAGGGCAAUCAGAUUACACUCAAGUAUCCCAACUAUAAUCUCUUCGCCUACGGAGAGGGACACUACGCGGAAACUCUUCGUGAUGGUCACUUUAAUGGAGUUCCCGUUGUGUUUGUCCCGGGAAAUGGUGGCUCUUAUAAGCAGGUGAGAUCUUUGGGAUCAGUGGCUCUUCGGAUGUCCGAUAAAUACUCUACAUUUCACUUCAAUUACUUCGCCAUUGACUUCAAUGAGGAGUACUCAGGGGUUAAUAGUUAUCAUCUGCAGAGUCAGACACUGUUUCUGAAGGAAAGUCUCUUAAGAGUCAUGGAUUUGUAUGAGAAGAGGGGUCGCAACGUAUCGCUUGUACUCAUCGGACACUCAAUUGGUGGACUCAUAAUCAGGUCAUUGCUAACACUUCCCGAAUUUGAACCAUACGGACAUCGAAUCGAUUUAGUCAUCACAUUAGCCACUCCUCACAAAUCUGCCGUGGUUCCCAUUGACUCCAAGAUGACAUCCUUUUACAAAGAAGUGGAAGAAUAUUGGGAUACGAGACGAGUGGACGACUUCGGUCACAUGAAUGUCAUAUCAAUCGGCGGCGGAUUUAAUGAUAAGUUGGUUCGUUCACACCUCACCACAUUGGACGCCAAUCCACACGUGAACGACUUGAAUAUCGUCUCCACUGCCAUCGAUGACGUCUGGGUCUCAAUAGAUCACGUGUGCAUCGUUUGGUGCAAACAAUUAGUACUGAAGUUAACUCGACUUCUGUUCGACUUAACCGAUCAAAAGUCAUUGAAACUGAUAGACAACACGUCCGAUAGGAACACAAUAAUUAGGUAUCACUUCAUGGAAAGGACAUUAGGAAAGAAUUUCCCCACGUUUUUAACGCCAGAAUACAUAGCACUCGCUCCCAGUCCAGAGUGGAGUGAGAACUUCGAUAGGAUUAUCAAAAUUACCAAACCAAAGGUCUUAAAACCAAAUCAUAUUUUACUGCCACUAAUGCGAAGAGAAAGUAUUGUCAUUCAAUUUGAAGGCCACUACAGACACGACUGGCUUAUGGCCUGUUCUGCCACUAAACAAAAUAACAUUACUUUUUGUGAUAAGGGUUUGUCUCUACACUCACACGUCAGGCGGCUGCCAUCCCAGCCGAGAGAUAUCGAGCGCCGGCUGUUUACCGGACAGUCAUCCCUACUGUUAAACCAAGGAUUUACUCAUCUAUUGUUAGCCAUCAGCGCAUCGACGGAACCGAUAGACAUACAGAUCGAUCGGUUCACGACAUCCAUCCGAACCAAAAGCAUAUUAACACCAAAUCUGUGGCAAAGCGUCUCCUCAUUCUUCGCCUCCCGUACUGUCCUCGACAUCGCCGUCAGCGAAGAGACCACUUUCUAUAACGUGUCGGUCGUAGGACUCGAGCACUGGUGGCACACCUAUUGGAUCCAAUUGGAGACCAUUAGCUGCUAUCCCGGAGCCGCCAAUUUGGGUUACCUCCUGCUGACUGUUCCCUGGAAUCGCGAGAAUCAAUUCAAAUAUGUUUACCCCAAACGCGGCUCAACCUCUCAGAUGACACUUAAACUCAAUUCCCCGAAACCAAAGAACUUUAGCCCCGACUCUUCGGAACCAUAUCUUUACUUAUUAGUCGAUCCCAACUGUAGCUAUAAAUUACACUUAAAGCCAUCGGUGGCUGAGAUGAUGGGACAGUUAAUUUAUUUAAGUAUCAAAUGUCAAUCAAUUGAGAGACGUCUGGGUGUGGACUCGAAUGCCUCCCAAUGGAACCUACACUUGACGUUACUAUCGUUGCUAUAUCUGUCCACAAUUCCCACCAUACCGUUGCUCAUGGACUGGAUUAACCUGAAAAUGCCUGUCCUCUACUUUAUCGGCACUGAUCCAUACCUAAUACCUGCUCUACUGUUGACGUUAUCGUGUCCAGUGGUUUGGCACCAGUACUCUGUAAUCGACAUUAAUAUGUAA